Molecule: messenger RNA, 4850 nt
Organism: Lineus longissimus
Lineage: Eukaryota; Metazoa; Nemertea; Pilidiophora; Heteronemertea; Lineidae
Product: protein wntless homolog
Exons: 14
Coding region: 159-1808 (549 amino acids)
Biological process (GO): Wnt signaling pathway; intracellular protein transport; Wnt protein secretion
Cellular component (GO): endomembrane system; organelle membrane
Molecular function (GO): Wnt-protein binding
Source: RefSeq, a predicted model, not a curated record
CAACCACAACAAGCUGUCAUUGUGAAAAAUGUUCUAUUUUCGUUGAAAACGGAUGUGAUUUUCUCCGCAUUUUAGCCUAUUUCUGUCUCUUAAGUCUCUAGCGUAACCUGUGGAACAUCUGAAAUCUAGCCCGAAGAACAGUUGUGAAGCAUAAAAUCAUGGGUGGCGUUGUUUUAGAGACGCUCAGCGGCAAGAAAUUGAUCGCCUUGACAGUCGUCUUGUUGAUUCUUCAACUUGUCUGUUUUCUCAUUGGAGGUCUUGUUGCGCCAUCUCCAAAUAAUGCCCAGGUUGUCCUCGGCACCAUGUGUCUUGACAAAGGUAACCAUGCGCACAAACAAAAAUGGUUUUACCCUCGUGUAUCAGACCCCAAGAAAUAUACCACUUGUGACAGGGUAAAAAGUUUGAGUGAUCCGAAGAUCGAAGAGAUGAAGAUCGAAGCGAAAGAUGUGGUGUUCGCAUUCCAGAUUCCACUUCCAAAGGAAGGCAAGAAGUUGGAUAUGUCUCGCUGGUUCCAGAAUUUGAUCAGUGUUCUCCAGGUCGACGUGGAAUACGAUGAGAAGAAUAAAUUAAGUGAUAACCCAGUGAUGGUGCUGGAUGCCAAGCUGGCUUAUCAGAAUAUCGGUGAUAAAGAAGAUGAUUGGAAGCUGAUAGCCGAAUCUUCUGAAACACGGAGGAUGGAGUGUGAUAUUGAUCCCGAUAAGAUGAAAAAUGGCCACCAGUACAACUGUUCCAUGUUGCCGUUCUUCGAACUUGGAAGCUGCCAUCAUGACUACUACCUCAUCAACAUCAGGAUACCAGUCAACGAGAAGAAGGGAAUCAAUAUGGGAUUGGGAAAGAUUGUUGAUAUGUGGCUUAUAACGAUCCAUCAGAAUGGAGGAUUCACCAAAGUCUGGUUCUCCCUCAAGACGUUCAUGUUUCCUUGCCUCCUUGGUAUCCUUGCCUGGUUCUGGAGGCGUAUAACACAGAUGGUGCGACCUCCAAACUUGCUGGAAAGAACGCUUUUCGCCCUCGGACUGGCCCUCUCGUUUCUCAAUUUGCCGCUGGAGUGGCUGACGCUGGCUGUUAACAUGCCCUUCAUGAUGCUCCUUGGUGACAUCAGGCAGGGCAUCUUCUACUCGACACUUCUCUGUUUCUGGAUUAUAUUUGCUGGAGAACACAUGAUGGAUCAGGUGGAGAGAAACCGUGUUGUCUUGUACUGGAAGCAUUUGUCGGCCGUGGCUUUUGGCUGCAUCUGUCUCUUUGUCUUUGAGAUGUGCGAGAGGGGUGUCCAGUUGACGAAUCCAUUCUUCAGUAUCUGGGUGACAGAAGUUGGGACAAACUUGGCUCUCGCUUUCAUCAUCUUGGCAGGAAUCGCUGCCUGUCUCUACUUCCUCUUCCUCUCCUACAUGAUCUUCAGAGUGUUCAGGAACAUCAGCGCAAAGAAGUCGGCCCUGCCCGCCAUGAGCAAGGCCAGGAAGAAAUACUACAUGGGUUUGAUCUAUCGCUUCAAGAUUCUGAUGUUGGCAACAUUGCUGUGCGCAGCACUGACGGUCAUCUUCUUCAUCAUCAGCCAAGUGAGCGAGAGCGUCUGGAAGUGGGGAGACGAGAACAGCCUGGAGUACACCAGCGCCUUCCUGACUGGCGUCUAUGGAAUGUGGAACCUCUAUGUCUUUGCCCUGCUGUGCUUAUAUGCUCCAUCGCAUAAAAUGAUGUCGUCUGACAUAACUGGGGACAACAGUGAGACGAAUGAAGAAGAGGUCGAAUUCACCAGGAUUCCAACCGAGCAGUCUGCGAUCACUUCAAUGGCUCAGAAAGCUGCUGUGGAAUAAACCCAAGUGGUGUUUUAUCAAGAGCAACUGAAUCUCAGCCCGGAUACCCACCGCUGCCAUGCCUAUGGUGUUCAGCUUGGAGUUCCAAGAAACCAAGAAUUCAUAGAGCCUUGGUCUUUAUUAUUUCUUGACAAUACCAAGAGGCUAUCUGGCAUUCUUCUUGUUCAUCGAGACAUUUACAUUAUCUUCCAAAUCAAAAUGAUAGCUAGGUCGAUCAAUAUAUUACUAGUUAGGCCUAUUGUAACAUUUAUACCAAUUUAUCCCACUGCACAGUUGAGGCUGAAGUGCUUAUUAUUGUUUGGCUAAUGUUUUGUUCAUAAGGUGAAUUGUUUUAAGUUCGCUAAAACCUUGAAAGCAUAAUCACACCAUUGUUCUGUUGUAUUUAGAUUCUGUUCUUGACUAACCAGGGUUUAUGCGAGAAACAGUCAUGCAUAUCAAUGCACUCUCAAAGACUCCUACACAGCCUAGAAACUAAUUUAAUUAUAAAAGGGCAUUGUUAAUAUGUGACUGCCAAAACAGGCCACCUUUACUGAAGUUCUUCUCCUAGAAUCUUUGAUUGAUGACACGAAUGCGGGAUACCAGAAUCAUCGCAAUCGGCCCCUAAUUUGGGUGUUCUGGCAUAGUCUGCAACAGUAAGGAAGCUAUCACUUAGGUAUAUGGUCCAUACAAGGGCUUUUUUUAUCAGUGGUUUUUAGUUUGAGGCUGGCCAGGACUUGGAGAGGUGGGAGAUGUUCGGAGAGGUUGCUGCUGAUUCCAUGGGGUGAAAAGGUAUGAUUAUUUUAAAAGACUUGUUGAGUCGAUAAAGAAGAAAUCCCAUAAUAUUGCGGGCAUACCUGGUUGUCUCAUUAGCCUUAUUGAGUAUAUCAUGUGAACACCCUGUUCCUCCAUUCUUGUGAGCCCAUGGUGUUUACUGUUUCUUGAUGAUAUUACGUUAGAUGUUAUAUAUUGUUCAGUUACUAAACUAUUUUACGAUGCGCUUGUUGAAAGCAAGGUUUUUAUGACUUGUUUGAAGUAAGGAUCACAAUCUAAUCGGCAUAUAAUAUCAAAGAAUGGCAGUAGGAUGUCGGUCGAUGUAUUCAUAAGUUUUAAGUUGUAAGUAUUUCUGUCUAGUCUUAGUACCUGUGUCUGUUAUUAUUACUACCAAUAUUAUUUAACAUUAUUAUCAUUAGUACUGUUUCGUUUUUCAUUGCUUUCCUGGAAAAGUUCCACCAUGUUUAAUUUUAUAAUUCCUUUUAUCAAGAAAAUUUUAAGACUAAGAAUGUGGCCAAGUGAGACUUGUCCAACACGCUUUAUAUAAAAUGCUUUGUGGUGAAAUAUUUUUUGGUAAAUAGACAUGAAAUAUCAGCAGACUCUACAUUCUAUGUGUCUCACACAGUGCAAAAGAACAAAAAACCUUGAUAGCUCAACAAUAGAGAAGUGGCCUAGCAAUCCAAAGAUCUGUGGUUCAAUUCUCAGUCAAGGUAACUUAAAAUUAUUCUGCAAUUCUUUCAAUCUUUCUAAAAAGACUUGAGUUAAGGAAAAUUGCAAAUACCCCUUUAAAAUGUUGUCAUUCAGAAGAACAAAAAAACCUUGAUAGCCCAACAGUAGAGCAGUGGCCUCGCCUUCCAAAGAUCUGUGGUUCGAUUCCCAGUCAAGGUAACCUAAUUAUUCUGCAAUUCUUUCAUUCUUUCUAAAAAUUCCUUCUGAUUUUAGGAAAGUUUGGCCUUCCCCUUUAAAAACACUAGUCUUUUGUCAUUCUGAAGUCCUACAUUGUUAGACUUUAUUUAUUCUCGCUACUCGCUAUUACCCUUCUGAGAAUUACAAUGUUUUACAGAAGACUUUUUUAAAUAAGGCUUUUUAACAUCGGCGCGACGUUGAGUGCAUUUCACAGGCACUUUUAAACAGGGUUGUUUUCUUUGAAUAACUUAAUCAUGGCCCUUUGGUGCUUUUCAUAGGUAUUUUGUGAGUCAAAUAAAAUGAAUUUUUUACCAAGGACAAAUGGGUGGUUUUAUUUUUACAGACCAGAUAACAAUCAUUUGUUUUAGGAAGUACUUGGCAUUUCGUUUCUUAAUUGCAAAUGUUAGAAAAAUAUUUUGACAACCAGUUAAACUGAUUUUGACCCUAUGUAAUUUUGUUGUACCAUUGGCUACCGUGCCAAAAAAGGAACUCUUAAAGGGACAAUUUGGGCGUGGAGUUAGGGUGGCCAGGAGCAUAAUACCCCUACACACCUCUCUACUGACACUAGUAAUGGUCAAAAUUGGUUGUUUCCAUUUAAGUUGACCUCUCUAAUCAGGACACCUCUCUAUUAAGGACAGCACUUGUCAGUCCCGAGGGUGUCCUUAUUAGAGAGGUUCUACUGUACAAUAAAAUUGAACACACACGUUUUAAUACUUUUAGAUUGCCAAGAUGUAACAUUUCUAGAAUUGUAAAAUCAUUAUUGGCCUAUAUUACUUAACAAUUUAGACUUUAGUUUAUAUAAUGUAGAUGUAGAAGUAGUUUAUAUACAUGUAUAUUUGUUAUUUGUAGACAUUUACAACCCAUCUUUACAUGAAUCUUGAGAUUGAGAAAAUAGCCAUAUCCAGUGAACCCUUCUGUUAAGUUAACCUCGUCUGAGACAGUUUUCUGCACAAAUUGGAGUUCAGUUGUGCUGGACUGUGUUAAAUCUUAAAAAGGACCUUUCUGUCAGAACAAAGCCAACAUUAUCCUAAAAAGGCUGCCGGCUGUUGGUCCCCCACAAAGGUUGCAUUUAUUCCUGGACUGUUUUAUGACUAAAGUUGCAUGGUUUUGACACCCAGUAACCUAAGUUAAACAAGUUGAAGAACUAGUACACCAACUGCCUGUCGGAUUUGUUUUGUGAAUUGCUUUAUGGAAACACUGGUUGUAGAACAAUGCAUCUCAUUACUUUGAUCCAGGGACGUUAUUCAGCUUGCCAGCAAGGUAACUGUUCUUGAAAGUAAAUGCAGAAAAUUGUAUCAUUUGAAGUGAUUGGUUAUAUUGUAGGCUGCUAUGUGGUGCAUAAACUUUAUAGUAUUGUGUGUGAACAAAUAAAUACGUUUUGUGAAA